AUGAUUGAGCAGCUUGAAAACCUUGGACUUUACCUCAAUCAGCCAGAGCCAGCAAUUAUAUGCAUUCAAUGCAAGUUCGCCCUUAAGGCUGAUGGGGACUGUAUCUCGCGGCACCUUGGAGAGCGGCAUGGCAUCUCCAAGCCGGCUCGCCGAGGGCUUGGCCCAUUUAUCCGGACCUUUCGUCUUCCAGACCCAGAGACAUUGCCGGUGCGGUUAGAUGGCUCUUCGCCCCACCCUCACCUCCGCAUCCAGCAAGGCGCUGCCUGCAGACAUUGCGGGCUCCGAUCGACUAGCCUCGAGGUUCUCACUCGGCACUUAAAGAAAGUCCACUCCCAGAAUAUCCAGCAUAGCAGAGGAUGCGGCUUCCUUAAGAGUCACUGGCUGCAGGACCAUAUCCUGGACCGACUUAGCCUCCAGACCUGGACCCCCCAGGGACCACACACGCCCGCCACCAUAUACCAGGCGCCAGAAGCUAUACAAAUCUUUACCAAAGAACUCUAUGCCAGAGAGCAGCAAUAUCUCUCCCAACAACAAGUAGGAGGUAAUCUGCCGCAACCUACUGGCCAGCCAACAAGCGCAACUGAUGCUACCCUCUUGACAAACUGGAUGCGCCGAACUGGCUGGGAGGAGACUUUCCGCAACACACAACGAGACCUAAUCAUCGCGAUGGCUCAGUGCCCUCUCAAGGAUAACUCAGGGCCCCUAUGGCUUGCCAAUUACAAGGAUGAGGCUCUAAUAAGCAGUCAAGAGGACGAGCACAAGCUUGCUCGGAUUAUGGCCGCCCUUGACCGUCUCUUUGAACGCUCAAACGAUACCAUCAAGCAUACUGACAUUUCUCUCCGGCGAUGGCUUCGCGGUAUAUAUCCUGACCGACCCUAUAAACGUCCAUUUGAGCUAGUUGUUAAGCCUGGUACAGAGAGAAGAUACCGACAACGGUUUAAAAAGUGUCUGUGCUUCUGGUUUCGACUCUGGCUUUUGAGAAUGUACCCUUACUUAAUGAGGACGAGGAUGAGGACGAGGAUGAGGGUGAGAAUGAUGAAGAUAAUGAGGAGGAGGAAGAGGAGGAAGAAGAACACAAGAAGGACGAGGAUAAGGAAGAGGACAAAGACGCCAAUGCAUAUUUUACACAAUCACCACUACCACCAUCACCACCACCACAAGACCCCAAGGCCGACCUAG
Fusarium redolens is the source of this 1179-nucleotide messenger RNA. RefSeq lists its product as uncharacterized. The record is from RefSeq and is a predicted model, not a curated record. Bases 1 to 1179 code for a protein of 392 amino acids. Lineage: Eukaryota; Fungi; Ascomycota; Sordariomycetes; Hypocreales; Nectriaceae. The transcript is spliced from 3 exons.